AUGGAUGACAAGAGUGCGGAAUGGACGUUGACGUUGCGUCAAGUGUUCCAAGACGUCCAAUUACAGGCUGUAGAGAGCAGUAGUUAUUCCCGUAAAGGUGUAUCCCAUCAACAGUCUCUUUUUCCAGCUGUUCGUCGUCUUCAGACGUUGUUUCAAGAUGAAAUAUGGGAUAAAAAACGUGGGAUCAUAGAAGAAGCGUUUGUUUUGUUCUUGGAUGAACUCUGGGUAGGGAUCACAAGAGUGUUGGUCAUGAAUAAAGUCACGGAUAUGAUUGUCGAGACAAUUGCGUCACUUGUGAGUGCUUUUCUCUCGUAUAAGACGAGCCACGGGAAAGCCGAUUUACUGGCUGAAGUAGUACAACGACUUCAGAAAGUAACACGAGCCGAAGAUCGACUCGUGCGACUCCGAGCGUGUCAAAUGUUACAAAUUCUAGUCAAUACAAUGGACAACCAAUUGGAUGAACCAUUGAAACAAGAAGUGAGACAUGAAUUCUUACGUCGCGUGACGGAUAAAGUCACGUCCAUCCGGAUACAAAGUGUCUAUGGCUUAAAAAAGCUACAAACAAAAAAAGAACAAGAUCUCGUUACCGAGGAACUCAUGAAACUGAUGGUCAUGGACCCGUCCAAAGACGUUCGAAAGGCUGCUUUGCUUACUAUGUUGGUGACUAAAAAUACGUACAAGAAGUUACUUGUUCGUAUUCGUGACACAAGUGAAGACGUACGGUAUGCUGCGUUCUGUACCAUUGGUGAUGCCAUGCCUUUGAAAGAUAUUCCGAUUACGGAUCGAGCACAUUUACUGGAUCAAGGGCUGCAGGAUCGUGCUGCACGUGUGAGAAGAGCAUGUAAGCAAAUGGUGCUUACGAAAUGGUUUCCAGAGUGUGAAUCUUCACCGAUGCUGCUGCUUAAAGCAUUAGACAUUGAGCAGUAUCCUAGCAUUGGUUCCAAGGUGUCGCGUAUUCUUCUGCAACAUUUCUCAGAUCAACCGCGAGCAAUGUUGGGAAAAGAAGGUGUUGUCGAGUUCAAUACACUCGAAUUAUUGUCGGCGAAUAGUGAUGCACUGACUGCCGAGAGUAUAUUCUUCUGGAGAGAGCAGUGUUACUUUUAUCAGAUAAUCGACAAUGAUCCACAGAAGGCAGCGGCUCUUGUGCCCAACGUGUCGGAUUUUAGCAAAUUGCUCGUGACCACGUGCAAAGCCCAAAGCGAUGUCCUCUUUAUUGCACAUCAAUUACUGGAACUUGGACAUUUGUUGGAUUUCCAGGAUGAGUUUGGGCGACGCAAUUUGCUGGAUUCUCUGCAGAAACUGUUGCGCGAGCUGGAAACGGAUAGUCAGCUGAUCAAGGGCAUAAUGGAGUUGAUGGCCUUUGUGUAUUCUGGAAGCUCGGAGCAAGAGUUUAUCCAGGUCGUCGCAGAAAUCAUAUCUGAUAUGUACGACCCCGUGGAAGCACUCAGCCAAGAAAUCUCUCUAUUACAGCAAGAGGACUCCGAGAUUGCUUCGUCGCAACAGGAACCACUGACACCACUGACUGAGGAUGAAGCCCCAGCGCUCAGCUUUGGUCCUCAUUUGCAUAAACUGAGUGAGGAAGAGCGCGAAGCGGCAGAAAUCAAAUUUGAAGAGCUAGAAAAGCAUCUCGAAACACUCGAGUUUGACUCGGAAGAGUACAAUAAGGUUCAGGCAGAGAUGGCGAAAGUGGAGGCACUUCUACAAGACCCAAGGGUGCUUAGCUGGCUUCGAUGUCUCGAGAUUGUGGCUCAGCUACUUAAACUAACGUCGCACAAUUUGAGCGAUCCCGUUGUAGAGGGAAUGGGUCGUUAUAUUCUUCCUGCAAUCGACAGUGACGUGCCGGCACUACGUGAAGCUGGCCUAGAGAACCUCGGACUGUUCUGUCUGCUUGAUAAGCGUAUCGCGGAGCGCUAUUUGAUCGUGUUUUGGCGAGCGUUGAAUAAUCCAGAAGAAGAGUGCGAGGUAAAGCACACAUGCGUCCAGGCAAUUCUGGAUACGGCAUUCAGUUUCUCAAAUCUGCAGCCGCACAUUUUCGGCGCAAAACAAGUUGAGGAUGGCGUUGAAACUGGAGUAAACGAAGGCGUCUUUGCCAAGGAGGGUGAUGGCCAGGAUGCAACCAACAAUAGCAGCAGUGUCGAAGACGAGGACGCAAACAAGGUUAAAUACAAGGAUGGAGAUCAAAAGGAAGACAAAGAUAUAGAUAGGGAUGGCGAGGCGGAGCCAGUGACGGCCUCCGAAAAGCUGGAUCUCGACACGAUUUUCAUUGGUCUGGCUCAGCUGAUUACCGUGGAUGAUUUAGACCUCCAAAGCACUAUUGUGGAGGGCUUCUGCCGCUUGUUUAUGAUGAAUCGGAUCAAUAACAUCACAGUGCUGGCUAUUUUGCUUGAGACGUGUUUCAGUCCGAAGCUACAAAACAUACAGAAGCUUGGUGAACACGGAUAUCAGUCGCGCUCUCUCCAGCUGCUGAGUAUCUUCUUUCCAGCGUUCGUCAUGGCUACAGCAACAAACUGCAUGCUGCUGGAGGAAGCCGCUACUCAUUUGAUACAGAAAUCAAUGGAGAAGCUGGAGAGUGAUUCAAUGCUUGACUUGGGUGCUUGCGCUAAAUACGUCAUGCAUCUGUUGAACCACAACGAGCAAGCGGAAGAGGCAGCAAUGCAGGUGUCUGGAAAGAAACGAACAAAGAAAUUGGAGAGACGGCACUGUGCACACCACAAUCGAAUUGGCAUCACGAUAUGCCUGGAAAUGCUUGCACUCGAAAAGGUGGCCGCACUAUCGUCUGUUCGCCAAGACGUUGUUACUACGCGACAAAAGGCUCUUGUCAAGAUGAUCACGUGGAUUGAAGUGACACUUGACGAGCAACGAUCUGCCUUGUUGCUCAAGUAUUUGCUGCAACAAAUCACCUCAUCGUGCUUGAGCUCUCACAAAGGUUUGCUUCGAAGCGCCGAGGCGGCAUUGAAACGGAUUUCCACGAGCUUCCGGGAGCAAAGCACCGACCAAAGUAAUGACCAACAGACGGUCGCACUGGAACAAGAUCAGACAUGGGCGCACGGUCUUGUUAAAGAACGUGAAGAAGUGCUGCAAAAGGUGCUAGUGAUGGCAAGUGCUGAGCAUGACAAGUGGCUCAAGAAGCAAGAGAGAGAGAAGAAACUGCAGCGACGAAGGACGGCUCGAUACGUCUCAUCCGACUCGGCGGACUCGAGUGAGAGCGAGAGCGAUGAGAAUAGCGAGGACAAGACGGCUGCUGUACCAAUACGUCGUGAAUUGUCAUCUCGUCGUAGCAAGACGGCAGCUGUGAAUCGAAUGCAUGAGAAGGAGGGCGAAUUUGAAGCAAAAAUAAAGCAGGCGUUGCAGGACGAUGAUGCAGAUGAAGAUGAUGAGGAUGAGGAAUGUGACGAAGAGGAGAGUGAAUCAGACGAGGAAGAACAAUCGGACGAAGAUGGAUCGAUCAUUGAAGACGAUGAAUAG
Messenger RNA from Peronospora farinosa, 3465 nucleotides. The record is from the annotation of a GenBank genome assembly. Lineage: Eukaryota; Oomycota; Peronosporomycetes; Peronosporales; Peronosporaceae.